AUGGGGGAGGCCCUGGAGCACGUCUUCAUUCCCAUAGGGCUGCUGGUGUGCCUGGUCUGCCUGGUAAAGUGGGCGAGAUUCUCCAGAUGUAUUUUCCUGCACUUCUGGAAAGUUCUGCCAAGGUCUUUCCUGAAGUCAAUGGGCCAGUGGGCAGUGAUCACUGGCGCAGGAGAUGGGAUUGGGAAAGCUUAUUCAUUUGAGCUAGCAAGACAAGGCCUCAACGUUGUGCUGAUCAGCCGGACGCUGGAAAAACUACAGGCUAUUGCCGUGGAGAUUGAGCGCACUACAGGGAGGAGUGUGAGGAUCAUACAAGCAGAUUUCACCAAGGACGACAUCUAUGAGGAUAUUAAAGAAGAACUCAAAGGCUUAGAAAUUGGAAUUUUAGUCAACAACGUUGGAAUGAUCCCCAGCCUUCUGCCGCGCCAUUUCCUUAACACACCGGACGAAAUCCAGAGCCUCAUCCACUGUAACAUCACAUCGGUAGUGAAGAUGACCCAGCUAAUUCUGAAGCACAUGGAGGCAAGGAGGAAAGGGCUCAUCCUGAACAUUUCUUCCGGGGUGGCUUUUGUGUGCACGUUUUCCAAGGCCCUGCAAGCGGAAUAUAAGGAGAAAGGAAUCAUUGUCCAG
This is a messenger RNA of Myotis davidii, 627 nucleotides long. RefSeq names its product hydroxysteroid (17-beta) dehydrogenase 3 (gene HSD17B3). NCBI's taxonomy places the organism in Eukaryota, Metazoa, Chordata, Mammalia, Chiroptera, Vespertilionidae. The annotation marks the transcript as partial. The record is from RefSeq and is a predicted model, not a curated record. Gene Ontology annotation, molecular function: oxidoreductase activity. Gene Ontology annotation, cellular component: endoplasmic reticulum. The transcript is spliced from 9 exons.